AUGAAACCAGGAAACCAAACAAGUACUUUAGAAUUUUUACUUCUGGGGCUUUCCCAAGAUCCAGAGCAUCAACCCAUGCUAUUCGGACUGUUUCUGCUCAUGUUUGUGGUCACUGUGCUUGGAAAUCUGCUCAUCAUUCUGGUCGUCAGCAUUGACUCUCACCUGCAUACUCCCAUGUACUUCUUCCUAUCUAAUCUGUCCUUUUCUGACAUUUGUUUCAUCACAACAACAAUCCCUAAGAUGUUAGUGAACAUCCAAACACAGAGCAAGUCCAUCACCUAUGCAGAAUGCAUCACCCAGAUGUAUUUUUUCAUGGUCUUCGCAGGCGUGGACAUAUUCCUCCUCUCUGUGAUGGCCUAUGACCGAUUUGUGGCCAUCUGUCACCCCCUACACUAUCCAGUCAUUAUGAAUCCUCAUCUAAGUGGCUUGUUGGUUCUUGUAUCAUGGUUUAUUAGUUUCUCAUACUCUUUGAUCCAGAGUCUGUUGAUGCUACGGCUGUCCUUCUGUACCAAUCAGAUAAUUAAACACUUUUAUUGUGAACAUGCCACAGUCCUCACUAUAGCCUGUUCAAACACACUAAUCAAUUAUAUCAUUCUUUACAUACUGAUAUGUGCCCUUGGCUUUGUUCCUUUCUCAGGGAUCAUUUAUUCCUACUUUAAAAUUGUUUCCUCUAUUUUGAGAAUCCCAUCAACAGAUGGAAAAUAUAAAGCAUUUUCUACCUGUGGGUCUCACCUAUCAGUGGUUUCUUUAUUCUAUGGGACAGGCCUUGGGGUGUACCUUAGUUCUGAUGCAUCUUCCUCUUCUGAGAAGGGCAUGGUGGCCUCAGUAAUGUAUACAGUGGUCACACCCAUGUUGAACCCUUUCAUCUACAGCUUGAGAAACAAAGACAUUAAGAAGGCUUUACAAGCACUUAGGACAAUACUUUUUUUAGGUGAUAAGUUCACUUGCUUCAGUAUUCUGAGAUGA
Rattus norvegicus (Norway rat) is the source of this 966-nucleotide messenger RNA. RefSeq names its product olfactory receptor family 7 subfamily H member 8 (gene Or7h8). The transcript has a single exon. The record is from RefSeq and is a predicted model, not a curated record. Lineage: Eukaryota; Metazoa; Chordata; Mammalia; Rodentia; Muridae. Gene Ontology annotation, biological process: signal transduction; detection of chemical stimulus involved in sensory perception of smell; G protein-coupled receptor signaling pathway. Gene Ontology annotation, molecular function: olfactory receptor activity; G protein-coupled receptor activity. Gene Ontology annotation, cellular component: plasma membrane; membrane. Bases 1 to 966 code for a protein of 321 amino acids.